AUGUCUGGUUUAAUAGAGGAGCGUUUGCGCGUGGUGGCGAUCAUUCACGCGCUGAAAACAGUCGGCAUCCGCGUAAAAAACUGGAAGAACUUUUUAAACGCAGACUCGAACUCUGAGCUUACUUUCAGUCAGGAGAGUGUGUUUGCUUUUGGACGUAACCUGCACUUGCUUCCUCAACAUCAACAGUCUGAUAUGGGUGGCACAGUACCUCAGUUCUUGGUGGAGGCCUGUGAGUAUCUGUCACAACACCUAAAUACUGAGGGCCUAUUUAGGAAGACUGGAUCCCUGAGUCGUAUCCGUGCUUUAAGGGCAGACCUGGAGCAGGGAAAGCCAGUCUUCAAUCCCUCUUAUGCAGCCCAUCUGCAGCCUUGUGACGUGGCCUCGCUGAUCAAGCAGUUCCUGCGUGAGCUGCCAUCUCCUCUCAUCCCUGCAGACCUCCAGAACCCUCUGAUUCAAGCCCAGGGACUUGAGAUGUCACAUGACCAGGAGGGAGCAAGAAACAGAACAACUCUACUCAUAACAGCUCUGUUUCCUUCAUCCAAUGCCUGCACACUCAGAUACCUCUGCACUUUUCUACGUCAGGCUGCAGAGAGGUGCAGCGAGAACAGAAUGAACGUGAGCAGUCUGGCAGUCGUGAUUGCUCCUAACCUACUUCAAUGUCCCACCCAACCCUCCAAGCUGACUAUGGAUACUGAGAAACAUCUGGACCAGCAGGCCGCAGUCAUCAAAUCCUUCAUUCUUCAUGCAGAUCAUAUUGGUGUUGUCCCAUCAUGUGUCCUGGAGGCAUCAAAAGCAACAGAGACAACAGAGACACCUUCUCCUACAGGUGGCACUUUGUUCAGUAAGCGGACAGGACUCAGUGUGUACAGAAGUCUGAAGCGGCAAAGGCGGCGAAGUGUUGGUGAAAUAUUUGUUGAUGCUUUUUCCAAACUGAAGCCAUGCCGGACACCAACUGGACCACCGAUAGCCUUCGAUGUCAUGUUAGACCCUCAACUCUCAAAAAGCCCCACUCCUCAAUCACCAAUUGCAUUCAAACGCAAAGCCACGGAGGAGACAGUUCCUGAACUUGAAGGAUCUGCCAAAAAAAGGCGUUCUUUACAUGAUCUAAGAGAGGACACAAAGUCUUCCAUCAGCCAGCCAACAGAAGGUGAACAUAGUUCCAUGGAAGAAAAGAAUAUCAAGGAAGAUCUCAUUCCCACGACUUCCAAGAAGAGAAACCAGAUGAGCGAACACAGGAAAUCACUUCGGCCUCCAGCACAAGAAGAAAAGGUUCAUCGGAGAAAAAGAUCUCUCCGAUUUUUCACUGUGUCCAGUGGCAGCAACAGCAGCAAUGCAUUAAUGACAUCAGCAAACAAAGACUCUGAAAACUGUUUGGUAGAUUUCAGCAUAAAGUCUAACUGUAAGAGUGGUUCACCACUUGCACAUGCUGAUGCAUGUCUAAAGAUACCACUCAUUCUCAUUGAUGGACCAGGAAGAGUUGUUGUUGGGAAUGAGGUAGAAGAUGACCCAGAUCUUCUUAACUGCAGUUUUGCUGAAAGCCCAAACAACUGUCUAUACAUGGGAUCUGAAGCUUCUCGUAUUCAAAGACAGAACAGUGAACCCUGUGAAGAUGAAUGCUGGGAAGAUGAAUGCUGGACAAUACUUGAAGAUGAGAACUUUGAACAGCUAGGAAAAUGUGAAGUAAUAAAACCAGUCACUCAAAAUGAGAGUGAGGAGGUUAAUAGAAAUACAGGAGAAAAUGAGCCAGAGUUGAAAAAGGUGGAAGAACAGUCGUGCAAAGUAUCCAAAGAAAUUAAGAAGAGCUCUAAGAACCGAUCCCGUCCUCGUAGAUCUAUAAGCUUGCCUGAGGUGACACUGGAGUUGUGUCGUGAUGAGGUACCUGAAUUGGGCAAGGAAGUUGGUAGAGGUGAACCUGAAAUGGAUAACAAUGUCUGGCCAAUGUUUACAAGUUUUUCACAUGAGCAGGAAAGUGAAAGUGUAACCAUGGAGAAGCAGAUGGUGGGUAGCAAAGAAAUGGAAGGGCAAGAGAUGAAAGGAAACAUUAAAAUACUGAAGAACUAUAAACAAGACAAAAUGGCAGAUUCGACUCUUAGUUUCAAAAGACCUCAUCAACGUUUGUCCAUGGCUGAGCGGCUUAGAGGCUUUACUGCUUUGACCUUGCUUCUCCGGACAUCACGGGCAGCACCUCAGUUCAGAGAGAAACCCCAGGAAGGCCUUCAGAGAGGGACUACACGCCUCCAAAGGCAGGGGGCACGCCGAUUUGGCCGCUCCAUUAGUCAUGAAGGAGUAUCAGAGAGAUCACCUGAGCAGAGCCCUGAAAGAUCUCCUCCAGCAAAUCAGGCUUUCAUAGGAAUAUGUGGCACUAGCCCAGAUUCAGGUGUGGAGUCUGUAGAUCAAGAACCAAUUAAUAAUUUGCAUCAUCAAGAAGUCUACAAGAUUCAUAGGUCACAAAAUUCCCCCAAAGCUCAACCAACCAAUGAUGAAAAUUUUGAAUUUUCACCAAUGAGCUCAGAUAGAAAUCAACACCCAAUGUAUGAGAUGGACGGACUUUGUAAGCAAUCAGAUCAGCUUAACAAAUCAACAUGGGAUGUUGAGGAAGAUCUUGAUAAACUGUUGGCUCAGAAGUGCCACAUUGAUGAUCAAACACAAGAUCAACUGAAUUCUAGUGCUUUUCAUCAUUCUGUGGGACAUCAAGUAAUUACACCUGAUCUUAAAUCUCCAACAUUCUUCCAGCAGAUGGUGCCAUUGAAUCCCUUUGAAGACUUUAAAGUCUCUCUGCAGAAUAAUGACAUGGAAACCUCAUUGCUGGAUGCCAGUCCUCCAUUCGAGUUUCCAGUUUUUGCGUCUCUGGGUCUUGAUGGUGUAAUUACGGAAGAUGACACAAUUAACAGAUUGCCUUGUGAUCUCUCCCCUCCAGCCUUUCAUUUCAGACGUCCGACCACUAGGAGACGAUACAGGGACUCUCCCCGCUGGCCCUCACAUGAAGUCCGCAUGUCUGCUUGGAACCCCUUACCUCUUUAA
This is a messenger RNA of Xyrauchen texanus (razorback sucker), 3021 nucleotides long. RefSeq lists its product as uncharacterized. Bases 1 to 3021 code for a protein of 1006 amino acids. Gene Ontology annotation, biological process: signal transduction. The record is from RefSeq and is a predicted model, not a curated record. Lineage: Eukaryota; Metazoa; Chordata; Actinopteri; Cypriniformes; Catostomidae. The transcript has 13 exons.